Messenger RNA from Eruca vesicaria subsp. sativa (arugula), 739 nucleotides. The record is from the annotation of a GenBank genome assembly. Lineage: Eukaryota; Viridiplantae; Streptophyta; Magnoliopsida; Brassicales; Brassicaceae.
CUUUGCUUCUCGAGAGAGAGAAGUAUCUUCGAGCCAGCGAUAAAGUUGUGUUAACAAUAAGUAAUCGUUCGUCGUCGUCUUCACUGAGAAAAUACUGUAAGCAAUGUCUAACGAUCACAAGAAAAGACUUGAGUCUAGGUUAGAGUGGGAAGGUUUCUCCGAAUCAAAGAUCAAAAGUGAUGGAAAUUGCCAGUUUAGCUCUAUAUCUGAUCAGCUCUUCAAGUCACCGGACUAUCAUGAAAAAGUUCGAGAAAGAAUAGUGAAACAGCUUAAAACUUGUCCAAAGUUGUACAAAGAGUUUGUUGGCAUGGACUCGAGUAAGAAAAGAACAAAUGAUCUUCCCAAGGACUACUCUGAGUAUGUCAAGAACAUGUCCAAGAACGGUGUUUGGGGUGAUAGCGUCACGUUGCAGGCAGCUGCUGAUACGUUUGGGGUGAAGAUAGUAGUCAUUACAUCAGAGAAAGAAGUACCUUCCAUGGAGAUUGUUCCUAAGUCUUUGACACUCGAGAGAGUCAUUUACUUGAGCUAUUUGACAGGGGUCCAUUACAACUCAAUCUACUUAAAAGGUUCAGAGACAGAUGCUGCUCCCAUGGAGCUACCGGGGAAGAGUAACAACAAGAAUAUGAAUAAGAGUGAGAAUGACAAGGACAUGAAGCCACAUGGGAAGAAUGAGAACGAUAAGAACAAAAACAACCAGAAGAAGAACAAGGAGAAGGGCAAGAACAAAACGAAGAUAUAG